Suillus plorans is the source of this 3503-nucleotide messenger RNA. RefSeq lists its product as uncharacterized. The record is from RefSeq and is a predicted model, not a curated record. Lineage: Eukaryota; Fungi; Basidiomycota; Agaricomycetes; Boletales; Suillaceae. Bases 348 to 3395 code for a protein of 1015 amino acids. The transcript has 4 exons.
UGUCUCGGAACCUUAAAUGGCAUGCUUGUGACUGUCACGCAAUCCAAGGACAUGAGUGCAGAGUCUGAAACCACGAAUCUUCACUCCCAUCAAGUUUGAACUUGCUACGUUUGGCCCACAUAAGCUCUAUUAACUAUGCUCAGGCUCGCUCAGUGUGCUACAUCUUGCAUUCAUGAACAUCGGCUGGCUCAGAAGCGGUUACGGUCCCGAACUUCUUGUGCGUACCCGACCCAGAAAACCAACGGAUCGUCCCGUUCUUGCUUUCUUGCAUACUUGGAUGUGGACUACGACGAAGAACAUACCAGUUUCACUAGAUUUUACCAUAUCUCACCCAGUUAAUUGUCACCAUGCUCAUCCGUCUCGUCCCCUCCGUAUCACAUGGCACUGUUCUCUACAACGUCUCUUUUCCGAUCAACAUUCCUAAUUUGCCUACUCCCCCUGCGUGGUCAAACCAGUUACACCAUCUGGCCUCGGUGUUAUGCCUCGAACCUCCCCAGAACAUUCAUGUGUUCGACCGUUCAGUUGGUCUGGUCGCCCGGAUAACUGAAGUCAUGUUCGAUCUACCAACCAAGGAGGUCGUCGUGAACUUCGUUGAUGGGCGCAUUGAAAAGCUGCCUAUGAACUCGCACUGCAUGCAGAUGCUUCAAGGCGUUCUUGACGACGUUAAAACGUGCACUGAACAGGAAUCUCGACGAGAUAGCUUCGAAUACGCCACCUCCACUAGCAUCUGCAGCAAUGCGGUCAGUUCUCAGGAUAUCCCUAGCGCCCCCCCGAAGUCUCCGAAAUUGAGCAGGCAUAAGAAGCAGCGCUCCCUGCUGUUUUCUUUGAUCUCCUCGUUGGUACCACGUUCCUUGUCUCCGCCCCCGGCCCCUCCUCCAUCACCUACCACACCCUACCCCUCGUCUCCCUCUCCCCUUCCGCCAAUCCCCCCUAUUACACCCCGCAAUACAUCAUUUUCUCCCAUCCCGCAAUCUCCAGUCUCCCCCUGUAACCCCGCUUUCCCACCAUCAACAGAUCCGCCAAUUCUCCGUCGUCGUGCACGCGCUACACUUAUAGAUGCCUGGAGACGACAUGUUGUUUGCGCGCUUUCGGCUCACAACCAUUAUGCAGGGUACACUGAAUGGGUACUCCGUGGUAUGGCUACCAGUGCUCGCACCGAACUGAGGGAAAUCGAGAAAUCCUGGCAGCCUGGGCGCGGUGCGACUCGCAGACAUGGAAGGAUACAAAGUGAAGGGAGACUCGCUCUUGACUUUGGUGAGCGCGGCUCUGAAGAGACGCAAGGACAAUGGCGUGUACCUUCGCCAUUUCUUGACGAAGUCGAGGGUGAAAAUGAUGAUUGCGUCGUAUAUCCUCGUCACCAACAAGCACACGAAUGCGGCGCAAUUCGCCAUGUCCGUAACCCAAGUGCAUGCGAUGAACUGGAAGCGUAUGCUUUUGAGUUCAGCGUGGAGAAUGGCAGCCUCUUACGCGAGAGCUUCGGCUUUGGAACUGAUGUUUUUGGUGAUGUGUGGGAUGAUGAUGACCAUGUCGCUUUCGAUAAUUUUGGCGCCCUGCGCCUAGGAGCGGAGUUCACCUUCGACAACGGACAGCUCAAUUUCAACGAGGAUUUUGGAAGUGAUUACGAGGGUGGCGACUAUUAUGCUGACAUGACAUUUGCUGCUAUGCCGUCCGAUGCCACCGAGGAAGAUGAGUCAGAUGAAAGCCAAACAUCUUUGCGUACCCCCGAGGACGGUGAAAUGCUACCUCUGCCGCUCCCGGCUACAUUACCAAGAUUAUCUGAGAACGGUUCAUGCUUUCAGCAGCGCAGUCAUUUUGACGCUGUUCCGACGGUUGUCUCAAAAACCACUUCUUCCCGUCCAAAAACUCGACCUCUUCGUCCAAGCCCCGGAGAUCCUUCUGCUGCGCCGCACAUAUGUGCCAAGCCCACUACCGCGGCGCCAUGGAACUGCCGAUCGGCGAUGCAUCCACAGCAGUUAUCCACGCAUUUCCCUUCAUCACCGUCUCGUCUGCCCAAGCGCAUGUCCAUUCCGAACGCGGAGGAACUUAUUUCCACUCGUGUUGCCUUACUUUCACGAAUUCGAAGUGCUCUAACUUAUGUGCGUACUCGCGCACGCGAGGAGCAUUGGGGCUUGUUAUGGUCACAAAGCUCUUUUGGGGGUGGAUUGAUGGACCCUGAAUCUGAGGGGCAGCUUGAAAUUAGGGCACGCAGGCGUGCAUGGAGUGCAGGCAUCAAAGUCACUGCGGCUUCUGCGCCAACCUUAUUUUCGGUCGCUGUCCAGGGUUCUAGCCCGGGUACGAGGGUAUGGGAUGGUUCGGUCCCAUCUGCUGUGCAUAUCCCUUAUCGACCUCCUGGACUCAUACCACCUGUGAAAAAGGUGAAUGGACCGAUUAUCCCGACUGGCCUUGUGUUAGGCAGACCUGUCAGGCGGUCACCAUUAGCCAUGUAUGUGUGGAGCGCGGAUGAUGUGGCCAAGAAAGACACUGGUCGUCACAGCAAAUACGGAGAUAUUGACCUGAAACGUGGUGGAGGAACAGCGGCUUUGAAGCGCCCCCUGCGUGUUUCAUUCCUCGAAAGUCCCACUAAAUUGCUUCCUGUUCGUGAGGAAGGCGACGACGAGGAAGGAAGAACCUCCAAGAUCGACUUCCCGCAAAGCCCUACGUCGCCGACUUCACCUGAAGUUAACUCAGGCAUCACUCCGGACGAGAGAUAUGGUAUCAACCAGGGUGAUGUCAGUGCGACUGAUGAUCCAUUCUUUUGUUCUCCCUUUCAUGCGCGUGCGCGGACUACGAGCAUGUAUCCUUGCUCUCAAUCCUCGCAGGAACUCCCUAUGUUUAGGCCAAGGACGCCUCCUCCAUCGUAUCAGGCUGCCAUUGGUGAAGAUAACACCGAUGAUGAUGACGAUAACGACGAUGAAUCCGACAAUGGAACACUCGAUGCCUGUGCACUUUUAUUCCAACCUCUUUCAACGCUGUGCUUGACAUCGCCCACAAAAACUACACCUACACGGCCUCCGCUAGUAACAGCUCCGCCAUUUACCCCUCGAGUUCGUGCUGUGUCCUUACCCACGUGCCCACGUCGCCCACGUAGUCCAUCUCUCUCUUCGAGGUCAACCGAUGAGGGUUAUCAGGAUCUGUCGCAGGCUUACGUUGCGCCACCACCAACCACCCCCAUUACGGCAGCGCCAACCAUUGCAGUGACUGAGUCUUACCUCACUUAUGCGCACCUUCAUGCCCCAGUGCCUAUCAGUGGGAAAGCUAGCGUGACAAAAGGCAUGUGUGAGAAGGGAAAGGGAAUAGCCAGCCAGGAGGUGGUCUUUGAGCGGAACGGGGAGGAAUAUACUCUGGGUCUGGAAGUGGCAUUGGGUAGGGCAGAGGAGGGACGCUCAGUCUGGUGAAAACAGAAAUGCAGUUCAAUAGAACCAAAACUUGGGAACCGACUACUAACUGCUCUAAUCCUUAUUCAUGUCUAUCAUGCUUUCUUUCGCACUAGCUUUCGCGUUUUC